Molecule: messenger RNA, 800 nt
Organism: Canariomyces notabilis
Lineage: Eukaryota; Fungi; Ascomycota; Sordariomycetes; Sordariales; Chaetomiaceae
Exons: 4
Coding region: 229-618 (129 amino acids)
Source: RefSeq, a predicted model, not a curated record
GCCAUCAAUCGUCUGCCACUCAUCGUCCCGUUCCAUCCCAAUCCAUCACUGCGGACCACGCCGUACUUAAACAACAUACUCCCCUACACCAACUCGGUCCACUCUCAGCUUCUACUAUCUCGGUGACUCCUAGAGAACCAACUGCAUCAGACAUACGCAGCUUCAGCACAGUCCACUCAAGCACUCUCUUCUCCUCUACUCUCCUGCUUCCAUUACAGACCAUCCAAGAUGACUCGCUCCCACAAGUUCAACGAUAAGGACCACGCCGGUCUGGCUGAAGGCACGGUGCCUCCUCAAGAGCAUAUCCCCAAGUACUUCGCCAAGCACGGCUUUCCUGACGCCGAUCCCAAGAAGACCAAGAAGAACGGCGCCGGCCGGGCCAACUGGGGCAACGUCGGCGAUGAAGUAGUCGACGAGGGCUUCAAUUUCGCCAACGCCCGUCGCCGGUCGAACAGUAGCAGCAUCUCGGGACUCGAAAAUCUCAAGACCAAGUUUGAAAUCAACGAGCCUGAGCCCGUGUUUGAGGAGAGCAUGCACGGGCCCGAGGACCAGGAAGAGAAGACGGAGAGCUCGUCGAACGGAAGCAUUGACGAGGACAAGGCCCACAAGGACAUGUAGAUGAGGAUGUGGCGAGUUCCAUGAGUGAGGCAGUUACCUGCGAAUGUAUUGCGGGAUUCCAUGCUCUUGGCGGAAGGCGUUUCUGGCUGGACAUCUGGCACGGCGAAAGCCUUCUAUCUGACUACCUCACAUGAUUUGGACGACGGGAAUUGUGGUCUUUCUGACAGCACUCUAUGAUGCGA